Ectocarpus siliculosus is the source of this 2448-nucleotide messenger RNA. The record is from the annotation of a GenBank genome assembly. NCBI's taxonomy places the organism in Eukaryota, Phaeophyceae, Ectocarpales, Ectocarpaceae.
AUGAAGGAGUUCUCCAAGGAGGAAGUGGAUAAGUACUCUGAGGACCUCAAGGAGCUGCAAGACGUCCGUAGCACGGCGACGCAGAUCGAGCGCCCUUCCGAUGCUGGCCGCGAGGCUCUCCUGCGCUACGCCGCCCAGCUGGAAGCGCUGGAACCGGUCUUUCCUGUCUCGGAGACUGAUGUGCGGGUGGGGUUCAAGUGGGGCAACUCGUUCAAUCCGAACAAGAAGAGCACCCAGAGCACUUUCCUCUUCGAGAAGGCGUGCAUCUUGUACAACCUAGGUGCCCACGAGAGCAGGAGUGCCAGUGAGGAGGACCGCGAGACGGAGGCGGGCCUCAAGGCAGCAGGCCACCGUUUUCAGGUGUCCGCCGGCAUCUUCCAGCACGUCCGUGACAAGGUGGUCGGAGGGCUAGUGGGAACUCUGACACAAGACCUCAUCCCAGACGGCCUUAGCGCCGCGUCCACCCUCAUGCUUGCCCAGGCCCAAGCGUGCUUCUACGAGAAAGCGGUGAAAGACCGUGCCAGGACGAAGCUGAAGCCGGGUAUCAUCGCCAAGCUCUCAGCGAAGGCAGCGGAGUUGUACACCCAGACGCUAUCAUGCAUGCAGGGGCCGAACCUCGCCCCGGGCCUGGAUAACUCGUGGCCAGCGCAUGUGGAGUUCCAAUCGAUGCAGUUCUCCGCUGCGGCCAGCUACUGGGAGUCCGUGGGGCUUCACGACGUGGCGGAAGAGACCGGCACGGGGUAUGGCGUCGAGAUCGCACACCUGCAGAAGUCGUCUGACUUGCUCGCGCGCGCCUUCAAGCAGGCCCACAGGAACUCCCUUUCGUCGACGUUCACUACGAAAGCCGAGGCGCUCAAGGGCAUCGUCAACAAGGCUCUCAACUCUCGCGCUAAGGAUAACUCCACCAUCUACCUCGAGCCGGUCCCUAGCCAGGCUACCCUGAACGCUGUGCCGGGCCUUGGUAUGGUGAAACCGACUCCAUUUGUCGAGAACACAGGCCCCGAAGGAAAGCCUCUGUUCGACGGGCUCUUGUCAAAGAGCGCCAAGGCCGCGCUAGAGGACUACAAGAAGAAGGAGGCGGUGGUGGUGGGGGGCAUGGACAACCUCGCCAAGGAGAGCAGCGUCGCCGCCAGGGACCAGCUCAAGGCAGUUGGUCUGCCAGGCACGGUGGAGGCUCACGAGAGCGUCGGAGGCGUUCCCGAGUCGGCCUGGAAGAAGGUGCAAGCUGUGCAGCAGGGAGGCGGCGGCUUGAACGAGCUCAAGGAGAAGGUGGCUGAGGUGGAAGGUUCCGCGGAACGCGCUCGCGCCACUCUGGAGACCGUUGAGAGGACCUUGGACGAAGACGUCCGCAAAGACGAAGCGUUCAGGAAGCGGUAUUCUGGAGAGUACGAAGGCAUGUCUACGUCGGAGCUAGGGGGAGACUUGCGCAGAGACGUAGAGCACUACCGAGGCCUCUGGAGGACCGCCAGGAGCGCAGACACAAAGGUGAUGAGUCGCAUCGAGGAGCCAUCCAACCGUGAGGGGCUUGAGAUGCUGGAGCUUACGCGCGCCGGAUUGGACGCGGCCAUGCCCGCAGGCAAGGGCAAGGGCGCCGGCCAACAAGGGCAUUCGGUCGACACGGCGGCGCUGUCGGGGAAGCUGGGGGAACUGGCGACCCUACUGGCAGACAGGGAUGCCAAGAUGACACAAGUUCAAGAAUACGUCAAGAACAGGACUGUCGCGAACGAGCUGGCAGUGGCGGGGCGUAACGGCGGCGGCACCCCCGAGGCCUACCAUGUCGCCGUGGAGCACGCUCUGGCAGGUCUACAGCCGUUCAAGGCCGACAUCGACGCGAGCGUCAAGAUGCAGGGACCUUUGCUCGAGCAGAUCUUCGCCGAGAAUGAGAGGUUCCAGAAGGCCAGGGCCUCGGACCAAGAGACCCUCGACAGGGAGGCGUUUUUGCAGAAGGUACACGCGAGCGUGGUGCUGUUCCACGACGUGCAUGCUCUCCUGUCGGAGGGGUCCAUGUUCUACUCCGACCUGCUGCAGCGGCUGGCGCAGCUCAACCAGACCUGCGAGGACUUGGUGUACACGCAAGCGCUUCACAGGCGAGAGUUCGAGGUGGGCUACACCCAUCGACGGGAGAGGGCCCUCAAGGAGGGGGAAGACGCGUCCAUCGAGCUUGCUCGCCAAAUGGAGUCUCAGGAGCGCCAUCAGCGGCCUACCCUUACGCACGAUGGCACCCGCCGUCGGGGCAGCAGCAACCACAGCAGCAGCAGCAGCAGCAACAGCCGGGCCAUGGAAUGGGCUGGGGUGGCCAGCAGCAGCAGCAACAGGGGGGACCUCCGGGCUACCAACAACACCAUGCCCAGUACCCCCCCGGGGGCUCGGGACCCCCGCCUCCCCAGCAGGGUGGCUACUAUGGAGGCCCGACCGCUGCUCAGGCACCGCAGGCCCCCCCCGCAGUAG